Molecule: messenger RNA, 2157 nt
Organism: Pseudophryne corroboree (corroboree frog)
Lineage: Eukaryota; Metazoa; Chordata; Amphibia; Anura; Myobatrachidae
Exons: 5
Coding region: 208-2157 (649 amino acids)
Biological process (GO): regulation of transcription by RNA polymerase II
Molecular function (GO): RNA polymerase II cis-regulatory region sequence-specific DNA binding; DNA-binding transcription factor activity, RNA polymerase II-specific
Source: RefSeq, a predicted model, not a curated record
CCCAGUAACAGAGAUACCCCAGAGAGAUGUUCCCGUCCUCUGUAUUCCCAGGAUUGUACAGAGGAGAAUCACAGAAUCCCACAGGAGGAUCAGGUAGAACGUCUGUCUAAUACUAAAAUACAAGAUAUAGAGGGAGAAAAAGAGACGUAUGUGAAUGAUAUAAAGGCAGAAGAUAUAGAGGGAGAAGAAGAGACGUAUGUGACUGAUAUGAAGGCAGAAGAUACAGAGGGAGAAGAAGAGACGUAUGUGACUGAUAUAAAGGCAGAAGAUAUAGAGGGAGAAGAAGAGACGUAUGUGACUGAUAUAAAGGCAGAAGAUACAGAGGGAGUAGAAGAGACGUAUGUGACUGAUAUAAAGGCAGAAGAUACAGAGGGAGAAGAAGAGACGUAUGUGACUGAUAUAAAGACAGAAGAUAUAGAGGGAGAAGAAGAGACAUAUGUGACUGAUAUAAAGGCAGAAGAUAUAGAGGGAGAAGAGACGUAUGUGACUGAUAUGAACGUAGAAGACAUAGAGGGAGAAGAAGAGACGUAUGUGACUGAUAUGAAGGUAGAAGACAUAGAGGGAGAAGAAGAGACGUAUGUGACUGAUAUGAAGGCAGCAGAUAUAGAGGGAGAAGAAGAGACGUAUGUGACUGAUAUAAAGGCAGAAGAUAUAGAGGGAGAAGAAGAGAUGUAUGUGACUGAUAUAAAGGCAGAAGAUAGAGAUGGAGAAGAAGAGACGUAUGUGACUGAUAUAAAGGCAGAAGAUAUAGAGGGAGAAGAAGAGAUGUAUGUGACUGAUAUAAAGGCAGAAGAUAUAGAGGGAGAAGAAGAGACGUAUGUGACUGAUAUGAAGGCAGAAGAUACAGAGGGAGAAGAAGAGACGUAUGUGACUGAUAUAAAGGCAGAAGAUAUAGAGGGAGAAGAAGAGACGUAUGUGACUGAUAUAAAGGCAGAAGAUACAGAGGGAGUAGAAGAGACGUAUGUGACUGAUAUAAAGGCAGAAGAUACAGAGGGAGAAGAAGAGACGUAUGUGACUGAUAUAAAGACAGAAGAUAUAGAGGGAGAAGAAGAGACAUAUGUGACUGAUAUAAAGGCAGAAGAUAUAGAGGGAGAAGAGACGUAUGUGACUGAUAUGAACGUAGAAGACAUAGAGGGAGAAGAAGAGACGUAUGUGACUGAUAUAAAGGCAGAAGAUAUAGAGGGAGAAGAAGAGAUGUAUGUGACUGAUAUAAAGGCAGAAGAUAGAGAUGGAGAAGAAGAGACGUAUGUGACUGAUAUAAAGGCAGAAGAUAUAGAGGGAGAAGAAGAGAUGUAUGUGACUGAUAUAAAGGCAGAAGAUAUAGAGGGAGAAGAAGAGAUGUAUGUGACUGAUAUAAAGGCAGAAGAUAGAGAUGGAGAAGAAGAGACGUAUGUGACUGAUAUAAAGGCAGAAGAUAUAGAGGGAGAAGAAGAGAUGUAUGUGACUGAUAUAAAGGCAGAAGAUAGAGAUGGAGAAGAAGAGACGUAUGUGACUGAUAUAAAGGCAGAAGAUACAGAGGGAGAAGAAGAGACGUAUGUGACUGAUAUGAAGACAGAAGAUACAGAGGGAGAAGAAGAGACGUAUGUGACUGAUAUAAAGGCAGAAGAUAUAAAGGGAGAAGAAGAGACGUAUGUGAGGGGUGAUCAGCAGUGUAAGGAGGAGGAGAUCCCUACAGAUAUCAAAAGGUGGGCUCUUCCUGGGCAGCUGCCCGGGGUGUCUCGGCGUUGCAACUUUGCAGAGCGGCUACUUGGUCGGGGGGCAAACACGGAUGCCAAGUUUUACAGGUUUGAUACCUUGGCCGAUGAUGACCUCAAGUUUGGUCAAUCAGUGUUGCAGGGUCAUCCUCACUUUCUUGCCCGUUCUGGAGCUUUGAGAAGUCACACAGGUGAGAAGCCAUUUUCUUGCUCUGAGUGUGGGAAAUGUUUUACACAGAAAUCAAGUCUUGUUAAUCAUCACGGAAGUCACACAGGUGAGAAACGAUUUUCUUGCUCUGAGUGUGGGAAAUGUUUUACAUACAAAUCACAACUUAACAUGGAAAUGGCUUCUCAUCUGUGUGACUUCUGUGAUGUUCAACAAGUGCUGAUUUCCGUGCAAAACAUUUCCCACACUCAGAACAUGAAAAUGGCCUCUCACCUGUGUGACUUCUCUGAUGUGUAA